This is a messenger RNA of Spodoptera frugiperda (fall armyworm), 1775 nucleotides long. Its product is annotated as myrosinase 1-like. Gene Ontology annotation, molecular function: beta-glucosidase activity. The transcript has 7 exons. Gene Ontology annotation, biological process: carbohydrate metabolic process. The record is from RefSeq and is a predicted model, not a curated record. The coding region runs from base 225 to 1751 and encodes 508 amino acids. NCBI's taxonomy places the organism in Eukaryota, Metazoa, Arthropoda, Insecta, Lepidoptera, Noctuidae.
AAAACGCAUAUAGCGAUAGGUCGUGCACUUCCUAGCACCUACCUAAAUAUUAUGUAGUUUAUUUUUAUUUUGGCAAAAUGACGAAUACUAGCAGUAACGUGAUGAGAUAUAAAUGGGAGAUAAAUAUCUACAUAUCUGUUUAAAUACAACGUUUCUUGUGUUCAAGAGUGAAAUUUUGUUUGUUAUUUUAUUUGUAUGCGGUUACUAAACAAUAAUAGUGCACUAUGAGAGCUCUAUGCUGUAUACUAGCUGUAGCUUUUGCAGUAACUUUGGUAGCUGCAUCGACUGCAGACAAUUCUGCAGCAGUGAUGAGGAAGUUGCCAGAAAACUUGAAGCUGGGAGCAGCUACUGCCUCCUUCCAAGUUGAGGGCGCAUGGGACGCUGCAGAUAAAUCGGAAAGUAUUUGGGACACCUUCUGUCGAAUCCCGGGCAAUAUCAAGGAUGGUACAGAUGGCAACGACACUUGCAAAUCCUAUGAGUUCUACCAACGAGACAUAGAAAUGCUCAAAUUCCUUGGAGUCGACUUCUACAGGUUCUCCGUUUCGUGGCCAAGAGUCCUACCAAAUGGCUUUGCUAACAAAAUCAGUGAAGAUGGCAUCGGAUACUACAGUAGAUUGGUGGAUGAGCUAUUGGCUAAUGGCAUUGAGCCAGUCGUCACCAUAUACCAUUGGGACUUGCCGCAAAAUUUGCAAGAUUUGGGCGGUUGGGCCAAUCCUCUCAUAGCAGACUGGUUUGAAGACUACGCUCGUGUUUUGUUCGAUGCAUUGGGCGACCGAGUCAAGACUUGGGUGACGUUAAACGAACCAAAACAAUUCGCUGUAUUCGGUUAUGGAAUGGCAUUUUGUGCACCAAAUAUUGUGUCUGCUGGGAUCGGAGACUACAUGGCAAUCAAAAAUUUGAUGGUCGCACAUGCUAGAGUUUGGCAUCUGUAUGAUAAGGAGUACCGACCUACACAGAAAGGCACUAUUGGUAUAGUAAUUGCAACUGAUUACCGUGAAGGUGCCUCGGAUUCUCCUGAGGACAUAGAAGCAGGGAAGAUUGCUUUCGAUUUCGAAGUUGGUUUAUACAGUCACCCAAUAUUCUCCACGACUGGUGGAUUCCCUGAGAGCGUUGUGAAACGUAUCGCAGAAAGGAGUGCACAACAAGGCUUUCCUAGGAGCAGAUUACCAGAAUUUACACCAGAAGAAAUAGAAUACAUUAAAGGUACGAGUGAUUUCUUCGGCUUCAAUCACUACUCCACCUUGUUUUACGCAGCAGAUUCCUAUAAACCAGGAAUAUUUGAUAUCCCUUCAUAUAACGACGAUCUUGGAGCUGUGGGGACUUAUGGAAGCUAUGCUACUACUUCUGUACCUCAUACUACGAAAAUCCCCGGAGGCAUAAGAAAAGCCUUGAACUGGGUCAAAGACAGUUACAACAACCCAGAGAUAAUGAUUUUCGAAAAUGGCUUCGGGAAUUUGGGCGGAAACAAUGACAUUGACAGGAUAGAUUAUUACUUAGCGUAUUUGGAUGCCGUAUUGGAUGCCAUUGAAGUGGACGGGUGUAAUAUUACCAGAUACACCGCUUGGAGUCUUAUGGACAACUUUGAAUGGAAUUCUGGACUAAGUGUUAAGUUCGGUCUCUUCGAAGUAGACUACAAUGAUGACAAGAGGACUCGUACAGCGAGAGCUUCAGCUUUAUGGUUCAAGGAUCUUAUUGCCACGAGAACCCUGGACCCUGAUUACGAACCUAGACUUGAAGAAAUUAAGUUCUGAGCAAUAAAAUAUAUGAAAACCCUU